This is a messenger RNA of Limanda limanda (common dab), 1449 nucleotides long. RefSeq names its product potassium voltage-gated channel subfamily A member 3-like. The transcript has a single exon. Gene Ontology annotation, molecular function: protein binding; delayed rectifier potassium channel activity. Gene Ontology annotation, cellular component: voltage-gated potassium channel complex; membrane. NCBI's taxonomy places the organism in Eukaryota, Metazoa, Chordata, Actinopteri, Pleuronectiformes, Pleuronectidae. Gene Ontology annotation, biological process: potassium ion transmembrane transport; protein homooligomerization. The coding region runs from base 1 to 1449 and encodes 482 amino acids. The record is from RefSeq and is a predicted model, not a curated record.
AUGACCGUGGUGCCCGGGGACAACCUGGAUGAUACGGUGUCUCUGGCCCGGGACCGGUUCGCCCCGGACCCGAGUGGACCGCAGGACUGCUGCGAGCGGGUCGUCAUCAACGUGUCCGGUUUGCGCUUCGAGACGCAGCUGAAGACGCUCGCGCACUUCCCGUGCACGCUGCUUGGGAACCCAAGCACGCGGAUGCGCUUCUUCGACCCCCUCAGGAACGAGUACUUCUUCGACCGGAACCGACCCAGCUUCGAUGCCAUCCUUUACUACUAUCAGUCCGGGGGCCGGCUGCGCAGACCCGUGCAUGUGCCCGUGGAUAUCUUCAUGGAGGAGAUCAAGUUCUAUGAACUUGGGGAGGAGGUGCUCGAGAACUUCAAGGAGGACGAGGGCUUCAUCAAGGAGGAGGAGAAGCCGCUGCCGGAGCACGAGCUCCAGCGGCAGGUGUGGCUCCUGUUCGAGUACCCCGAGAGUUCCGGUCCCGCGCGGGGAAUCGCGAUCGUGUCCGUGCUCGUGAUCCUCAUCUCCAUAGUGAUCUUCUGUCUCGAGACGCUCCCGGAGUUCAGGGAGGAGGCGCGUGCACCGGACGACCACCUGCAGGGGAACGGGACCGCGCGCGGGACGAAGCCGAACCCGUUCACGGACCCGUUCUUCAUCGUGGAGACUCUGUGCAUCAUCUGGUUCUCCUUCGAGCUGCUCGUGCGCUUCCUGGCGUGCCCGAGCAAACCCGCGUUCUUCAAGAACAUCAUGAACACAAUCGACAUCGUGGCCAUCAUGCCGUACUUCAUCACCCUGGGGCUGGAGCUGGCGGAGCACCAGGGCAACGGGCAGCAGGCCAUGUCCCUGGCCAUCCUGAGGGUCAUCCGCCUGGUGCGGGUCUUCAGGAUCUUCAAGCUCUCCAGACACUCCAAGGGGCUCCAGAUCCUGGGCCAGACCCUGAAGGCCAGCAUGCGGGAGCUGGGCCUGCUCAUCUUCUUCCUCUUCAUCGGGGUCAUCCUCUUCUCCAGCGCCGUGUACUUCGCGGAGACCGACGACCCGGACUCGGGGUUCAGCAGCAUCCCGGACGCCUUCUGGUGGGCGGUGGUCUCCAUGACCACGGUGGGCUACGGGGACAUGUGUCCUGUCACCAUCGGGGGGAAGAUCGUGGGCUCGCUGUGCGCCAUCGCCGGGGUCCUCACCAUCGCGCUGCCGGUUCCGGUCAUCGUGUCCAACUUCAACUACUUCUACCACCGGGACACGGAGCACGAGGAGCAGCUGCGGUACACGCACGUGACCUGCGGGCAGCGGGAGGUCCAGAGGAGCGACCCGUCCCUGUGCAGGUCCGCGGACCACCUGGACAGCGGGGACCCCCUGGACAGCGAGGACCACCUGGACAGCGGGGACCUGGACUCCAUCAAACACACCAACUGCAGCCCGCACAGGGCGUGCACGGGCAAGUUCACCGACGUGUGA